AUGGCGAACCUCGGCGGGGCCUUCGGCUGGCCACCUAUGUGGGGAGGCUGCCCGGCGCCCAUGUACCCGCAGCCGGGCUUUCAGCCAUGGGUCCGCCCUGCAGGGGCUCCGAUGUUCCCACCUCGGCCGCCGUAUCCCGCGCCGGCGGCAGCGGCCGCGCCGCCGGCGAGACCCGCUUGGCCGCCAAAAUCCGUCGAGGAUGCGGUGUUUUACAGAGACCAUCGCCUUCGCACGAUCAGGAUGGACGAGCGGGUGAGGGAGAAGCUCAGGCACUUCUGCAAGAAGCACCACUUCUCCCGAGAGGUCGAACAUGGCCUCCGCAUGCUCAACGAGCUGACGGCGAACAGCAUCCUUAGCGACAACACCCUCUCCGCGAAGCUGGAGAAGUCUGCGGACCCGCAUGACACGCUCCUGGCAGAGCUCGAUAGGAAGGACCGUGCGACAGCUACGGUGAUGAGGCUCAUGACAAACUCCUUGCCGGAAGGCCUCGUGAUUUCCGAUUUCCGCAUGUUCAGGGAUGCUUGCGUCAUGUCUUUGAGCUCUUAUUCCACCUGCAUGGCAGCUCUUGAGAUCCAACAUGGCAUGUCGCCUCGCCCCGUAUGGUUGCAGAAGAUGGAGGUUGCGUCUUUGGUCUUGGAAGCAAGUUUGCAAGCAGCGGCAGCAGAAGAUGCGGAGCACUCCGCCUCGGAGCUCACCAAAGCGGAGCUCCCCAAAGCGGACGGAGCGGCGGAGUCCCAUCCGGCUAAGAAAGCCUGGGUAAGAGAGGCCGAAGCCCUCGGAAAAGCAGCCCCUAUAGGAACCCGCCGCCUGGUCGGCCGCCGACGCCACCGCGAGCUCGGCGACGGAAGGAGCUUCGUGCCGGCUCCGAGCAGCAAGCAGGCUGCUGCGCAGUCGACGAACACCGUCUACGAGGAGGCACUGGCUAAGGAGGCGCCCGAAGAGGCCGAGAACGAAGUGCGGGAGUGGCUAAGGGGCUUGGACUCCGGGCGAGGCAUCGAGCAGUCCCUGUGGGAGGCCUUGGACGUGAAGUCGCUUGGACACAGGCAAGCGCAGGGAUUCCCAACUACCUAUGUGAUGGCGGCACGAAAGAACUUCGACACUGAAAAAGACGCUGAUACUGUUUUGAAGACGGGAUUGGGGGAAGAUGUGAAGACGAGCGUGAUGACAGCCUUUCUGACUAUACUGUUGUUGUUAAAAGUUACUGCUGCCGAAGGUUGGGAUGUCGUCGUCAUUUCCGAAGAGCGCAUCAGGCCUUUGGUGGAGGAGUUCGCUCUGGAGUUUCGAAGUAUCGCUGGCGAUUCCACCGGAAUCAUCUUUGAGCAGGAGUAUGCCGAGAUGCUUGCCAAAGGCAAGCUGAUGGCCAUGAUGCAGGAGACGCAGAAAAGGAAGGCCACCUGGUACGAACAGUUCCUGACGGAUCUCGUGGACAAGACGAAGGACAUUCAGAUGAUCAUCUCAGGGCCGUUGGUUUACAGUGAGGCCUACUGCGUCGCGGAAAAGCUGGGCAUACCCUGGAUACCUGUCCUGUACGGUCCUCUCUACCCCACUGCUGAGUUUCCAAACUCCUUCGUCAUGGAGUCGAACUGGUUUGGUUGGCUCAACCUCUUCACGUACAACUUCCUUUUCUGGGCCCUCUGGAUGCAGGAGGGUGGUCAGAUCAACCGCUUCCGAGAGAAGCUGGGACUGUCACCACUGCAAGUUCGCCGUGGGAUGAUGAGCUUGAUCGAGGAGAAAAAGCUGUUGGUCAUUGGUGGCUUCCACGAGGUGAUCAUACCACUGCCCACAGCGCCGACGGACUGGCCAGAGUCAUUCUUCUUCCCGAAUUUCUUCUUCGUGCCCGACACACCAGCUGAUGCGGUGCCAAGCUCGCUGAAAUCCUUUCUGGCGCAAGCUGGGUCCAGGCCGGUCGUGUACCUGGGGCUGGGCUCCAUGCCUGCGCCAAGGCCGCAGGAGCUUGUUUCCCUAGCGGAGGCCAUCGUCGAGAAGCUCGAGGUCUCGGCAGUUCUUUGUGCAGGCUGGUCUGACAUCUCCUUCAAGUCCCAGGAUACGGAGCAGCGGAUUCUGGUCACGAAGUCGGCGCCCCACGACUUCCUGCUGCCGCGCUGCCGCGUGCUGCUGCAUCACGCCGGCGCGGGCACCUGCGCCGCUGCCCUCCGCGCGGGAGUGCCCAGCGUGUGCCUGCCAGUGAUGCUUGAUCAACCCAACAAUGCCAAGAACCUCACUCGCCUGGGAGUGGCUACACCGCCGAUUCUUUUCCAAGAUGUAGCAGCUGGCGUGGACCGCGUGGUGGAGUCGGUGAAGACAGCUCUGGAGUCCUCUGAGAUGCGUGCAAAAGCGGAGGCACUUGCAGGCCGCAUCCGAGAGAGCGACGGCGUCUCGAGGGCCAUUGACAGGCCCGUUCCCUUCGACUUCCUGGUGGAGGGCGAGUUCCUGCGCUCCAGCAUCUCCAGCUACCUGGAGGCGCACAAGCUGUCCUCGGAGAAAGUGCUGAAGCUGGAGUUUGUGCUCGCACUGCGUGAGCCAGAGCAGUCGACUGUCGACGAGACUCCGGACUGGAUCGCAUCCGUGGUAGCACUUCAGGGCUAUCCCAGCUCCUGGUUUGCUGCCGUCUCCUACGAUGGCACGCUGAGAGUCUACGAAAACUCAGAGGCACGAGUCACCUCCAGGCUUUCAGAUGCCGGCCUCGCAGCCGUUGCUGCGCUGCCGGUGGACAAUGGAAGGGGCUCGCAUCUCGUGGCAGCAGGCCUCGACGGCUCCGUGCGCUGCUGCGCCCUACGGCAUGACGGUGCAUCGUCCGCCGCGGCCGGAAAGGUUGCCGAACGGCGCGGCGCGACGGUGCCACAAGCGCUUCAGGCUGCCGCCAUCAGCGAAGAUGGCACAAUGCUGGCCGGUGCUGGCUGGUCGUCGCAGGUAUACGUGUGGAACGCCGACGAUGAGCUCUUCGCCCCGCCUUCGAAAGAGGGGCCAAAGAG
Symbiodinium sp. CCMP2456 is the source of this 2972-nucleotide messenger RNA. NCBI's taxonomy places the organism in Eukaryota, Dinophyceae, Suessiales, Symbiodiniaceae. The record is from the annotation of a GenBank genome assembly.